Messenger RNA from Pneumocystis murina B123, 956 nucleotides. RefSeq lists its product as hypothetical. The coding region runs from base 69 to 884 and encodes 271 amino acids. Lineage: Eukaryota; Fungi; Ascomycota; Pneumocystomycetes; Pneumocystales; Pneumocystaceae. The record is from RefSeq and is a predicted model, not a curated record. The transcript is spliced from 2 exons. Gene Ontology annotation, cellular component: nucleus. Gene Ontology annotation, biological process: primary miRNA processing; regulation of gene expression; rRNA processing. Gene Ontology annotation, molecular function: ribonuclease III activity; double-stranded RNA binding.
UGAAGAAGGGUCAUUUCAUAGGAGAAAAAGCAGAAAAAAUACAUGAAAUAGCUCUUCGAUUGGCUGAUAUGGUAAAGAAAGAUCCUUUUUUUUUAGAGAUGGUGUCAUUGGUUCAAAAUUCUUUAAAAAUAGAAUUUGUAAAAGAGUCAGAGAUACCUUCGUUACCUGAAAUAAAGGAUCCAUUAUUAUUAAAGCAGGUUUUUACACAUAGAUCAUAUGCAUACUCUACUCAGUCUUAUAAUGUUUCUGAAAGAGAUAUUUUAAAACUGCAUAAUGAAAGGCUUGAGUUCUUAGGUGAUUCAUAUUUAAAUCAUGCAGUUACAAGAUUACUUUUCAAUGCAUUUCCAGAUGCUCGUGAAGGAGAGUUAUCUGUGAUGCGUUCGGAACUUGUAGGAAAUACUAAGGCUGAAAAAAUUAGUAGACUUUAUGGAUUUGAUAAAAGGUUACUUUUGAGUGAAUCUGCAGAAAGCGAUAAUGUUAGAUCUUUAAAAAAAAUUGUAGCUGAUAUAUUUGAAAGUUAUAUUGGUGGUUUAGUAUUGGAUUCAUCUAAUGGGGAGAAAAUUGCUUUUCGCUGGAUUUCUCAGUUGAUGGCACCAGAUAUUUCUUUGUUUCAAAAAAAGCAAAAGAAUUCUGUAGAGCUAGAUAAAAUGGCAAAACAGACUUUAUAUAAUCGGAUUGGAAGAGAAUAUCAUACGGAUGGGCAAACGCGAAAAAAGAUUGAAUAUAUAUGGAUCGGUGGAGAAGGUGGAAAUAAGGAUGGAUAUGAAUAUAGUUGUAGAAUUGAUGGUCAAGAGGUCGGUCGUGGAUGGGGUCCUAAUCAAAAGAUUGCUGGUAUUCGCAGUGCUAUGGAUGCUUUAGCAAAACUUCCUUCAGAAAACAUAUGAUUAUUUCUUUUAGGAUUUUUUUUAAUACUUUUUAAAAUAUUUUAGUCUUUCAUCUUCAAAUUAUUUAAUAGA